Molecule: messenger RNA, 2073 nt
Organism: Thunnus maccoyii (southern bluefin tuna)
Lineage: Eukaryota; Metazoa; Chordata; Actinopteri; Scombriformes; Scombridae
Product: kelch-like protein 33
Exons: 5
Coding region: 199-1578 (459 amino acids)
Molecular function (GO): protein binding
Source: RefSeq, a predicted model, not a curated record
GGAGGGUUACGGGAAUCCAGUGAGGACGUUGUGUGCCUGCGAGGCGUGUCAUCCUGGGUCAUUGAAUCCAUACUCGGCUUCAUCUACACAGGUCAGCUCAGACUUGGCUGGAGGCAGAUUUGGGAGCUUACAGAUGCACUGCUGCAGUUCCAGCUACAGGGGGCACUCUCUCUGUGCAUCGACUUCCUGCGGGACAGAAUGGAUGAAAGCACCUGUCUGGACGUGCUGGUGCUGGCUGAGACCUAUGGGCUGGUACAGCUGCGGCAGGCUGCAGAGGAGUACAUCCUAGCCCACUUCCAAUGCAUCUCUGCUGGAGAGAAGUUCAAGGAUGUCCCCUAUCCCCUUCUGGACAGGCUGCUUGAGAAGGACUCGCUGUGUGUAGACAGUGAGAUCGUGGUGUUCAAUGCAGUAGUGAGCUGGGUGGAGGACAACCCCAAAGAAAGACUCCCAUUUCUGCCAGGCCUGCUCUUCCUAGUUCGUCUCCCCCUCCUCAGCAACUCGGAGCUCCAGAAGGCCCUGAGCUGUAGCCUUCUUCGCAGGAGCCCUGGGGCCAAAGAAACACUAGAGGCUAUUCGAAGCCUCCUAAACGGCGAUUACAGAGGGCCUGAUUGCCGACCUCGCACCCCAAACUACGUUCUGGUUCUGGUCGGUGGCGACACAGUCGAUGAUGAAUUCAUGAGGAGGGUUCCCAACCAGACAUUGUGGUAUGUUCACCAGCUCCACCAUGGACCCGGUCUAAUUAGAAGCAUAGAGUGGAAGCCAUUGGCCAAGCUCCCUGAACCAGCUCGAUUCAGACACUCUGUCUGCCUCCUCAAGGACAAACUAUACAUCCUGGGAGGACGCAUGUACUAUGGAUCACUGGACAUCCUCAAGUGUGCUUUGAGGUUUGACCUGACCGAAUGUAAAUGGGAACGACUGCCUGACAUGCUGUGUCAAAGGGACUACUUUUCUGCUGUGUGUCUAGAAGGGAAGGUCUUUGCCCUGGGUGGUAACAGUGACGACAGCCAAUACCUGGAUGCCGUGGAGUACUACACUCCCGAGGAAAAUGCCUGGAGGCGGGCUCACCCUCUGGACACAGCUAUCUGCGGCCAUGCUGCAGCCGUACUGGAUGGGCAGAUCUAUAUUUCGGGGGGCUGCGACCUUCAUCAGCGCUGCCUCCCCACUAUGUGGCACUACCACCCUUCCCGUGGCUGUUCUCCCAGAGCACCCAUGACUGCAGGAGCGGGACGGGCAGGUCAUGUCAUGUUAGCCUUGGGGAGGGGGUUGGUCGUAGCCGGAGGGCUGCAGCCUCUCUGGAUCGGUUUUGGAGACCAACUCCUCUGUGAGCUGUACAACCCCCAACACGACUCCUGGUCCUCCAUCCCCGCCCUGCCUCGGCCUCAUCUGUCACCAGGGGCUACUGUACUUGAUGGCCGGUUGUAUGUUGUAGGAGGGUCUUCAGCAGACACAGCAAGGGAUACCAAGUGGGUGCAUCGCUAUGACCCCAAGGAGAAGUGCUGGGAAAAACUUGGGGCUAUGCCACACCCAUAUACAGAUCUAGCAGCUUGUACCCUGCCACUUCUUCACCUGACUGAUUAAAAAUUAAAGUCUUUAACUGAAGGAAAGCCAAGGAACUUUGCCAAUAUUUGAAGGCAGUAUUUUAAAUUUUUGUGGAAGGCGCAAUAGUACUAUAGUGCAAAAAGGUCCCACGCUGAUCAUAUUUGGCACAUCAGAGAUACUGAACACACUGAAGGUACCUAAGCGACAGUUUAAGUCCAAAUAGCAGUGGAGUCUGAGUCAAGAUCUGGCCCAAACGGACUCAAGGCCAAGACAAAAACACAAAACAGUACCCAUUUCCACUUGUUCAUACUGUUGUCUUUCUGUGAUAUAACUUCAAUCACUCAGAUGCAGUCUUUUGUGUUUAGGAAUGUGAGUUUAAUCAAUUACUGUGUAUGCUGAGCAGAAAUCAAUGGUUUUAACUCUGAGGGGGAAAGGUUCGUUUUAUUGAGGUGUUUAUGUUAAAUUGUCUGAACUUGUACUUGUAAGUGACAAUGCAGAACAAGUGCAUGUGAUAUUAAAGAAAAUAAUUUUGCA